Lagopus leucura (white-tailed ptarmigan) is the source of this 5753-nucleotide messenger RNA. It is a transcript of the gene DCLRE1B, whose product is annotated as DNA cross-link repair 1B. NCBI's taxonomy places the organism in Eukaryota, Metazoa, Chordata, Aves, Galliformes, Phasianidae. Bases 16 to 1386 code for a protein of 456 amino acids. The record is from RefSeq and is a predicted model, not a curated record. The transcript is spliced from 4 exons. Gene Ontology annotation, molecular function: damaged DNA binding; 5'-3' DNA exonuclease activity. Gene Ontology annotation, biological process: protection from non-homologous end joining at telomere; double-strand break repair via nonhomologous end joining; interstrand cross-link repair.
CCGCGCCCCGGCGCCAUGAACGGGACGGUGAUUCCCGGCACGCCCAUCGCCGUGGAUUUCUGGAGCGUGCGGCGGGCGGGCGGCGCGCGGCUGUUCUUCCUGUCGCACAUGCACUCGGACCACACGGUAGGGCUGUCCAGCACCUGGAGCCGCCCGCUGUACUGCUCGCCGCUCACCGCCCGCCUGCUGCACCACCGCCUAAAGGUGCCCACACACUGGAUCCGCCCGCUGGAGGUGGGGCAGAGCCACGUGGUAGGCGAGGAGGUGACCGUGACGCUGCUCGAUGCCAACCACUGCCCCGGCUCCGUCAUGUUUCUCUUCGAGGGCUCCUUCGGCACCAUCCUUUACACAGGGGAUUUCCGCUACAGCCGCGCCAUGCAGCGCGAGCCAGUGCUGAGCGGCCGCCGCAUCGACCGCCUCUACCUGGACAACACCAACUGCCGGCCGCAGCGCGCGCUGCCCUCCAGGAGCCGGGCUGUGCACCAGGCCGCGCAGCUCAUCCGCCAGCACCCGCAGCACCGCGUCGUCAUCGGUGUGUACAGCCUGGGGAAGGAGGAGCUGCUGGUGGACCUGGCGCUGGAGUUCAGCACGUGGGUCGUGGUGAGCCCCUCACGCCUGGAGCAGAUGCGGCUGCUGGAGCUGCCUGAGGUGUUCACGACGGAGGAGGGGGCUGGCAGGAUCCAUGCGGUGGACGUCGCUGAGAUCCGCUGGGACACCCUUGUGAGCUGGAACGUGCGGCAUCCGACCAUUGCCAUCCUCCCCACGGGCAGGCCCGUGAAGGUCACCCACCCCAAGAUCCACCUCAUCCCGUACUCGGAUCAUUCAUCCUUUUCAGAGUUGUGUGAGUUUGUGAGGUGGUUGAAACCCUGCUCGGUCAUCCCGAUUGUGAAAGACAGCACGUGCCACGCUUCCUUUCAGAAAUACCUGAGUCCUGACCACCAGGCACCUCCUGGCCUUGGAAUUCCGAAGCCUCUGCAGGUGUCUGUACAGCAGCAGAGCAAAACAAAGAAGCAGAAACCUGUGUGUCUUGUGAAAAGAGCUGCCCAGCACUCUGUGCCCAAAGGAGUUGUUUAUGAGUCCCUAGAGGAACAUACUGAGCAAUCUGACGGGCUCAGGGCUCUUAUGGCUCCUCAGCAGAACUCCCAUGAGUCAGCUUUCUGCUCCCUUGAACAUAUUUGUUUUUAUGACUGUGAGGAGGAAGAGCCGAGUAGAGAACAGCCAGGGGGUGCAAUGGCAGCUGGCACUGCUGGGCAGUUGCUUCUUUCUGAUGAGGACUUUCCAAGUGAACUUCCAAAGGAAUAUUUACUCACUCCUUUAAAUGCCUUAAAGCAGAUUUCCUUUUACAAGGCAGUAGAAGAUUUAUUUAGUAGGUGGGAAGUGUCCUGAAAAUUGCUUGUCUGUCAGGGCAAAUACAGUUGAUAAUAAUGAUUCUGAAAGUCUUAAAACUGCAUCCUGUUCCUUGUGUUCAAGUUUCUCAUCACAAGAGAGAAGCUCAGCUAUGAGAAAUUGCUUUUGUUUCCUUUUAUUAGAGGAAAAAGAGAAUCUAAAACUAGUUAGUAGAUAUCAGAUUUUUCGUUUAUUUAUUUUUAUAUCUUUGUCUGCAUCUGUUGGGUCCCCAUUCUGUAUUCAAGCAAUGUAGUCCCUCUGCAUCUGAACCUUUAAUCUCUAUUGCAGAGAUAUAUGUGUCUGUUGUGGCCAAAGCAACUGCUGGGUUGGUUCAGGUUGAGCAGCAGAGGGCAUGAGCUGCCUGCAGCCUAACUAAUGGGCCUGCAUGUGAUGAAAGAAGCAACGCAGGGGAAUCGGAGUCCUGCAGGUCUUAUUCCACACAUCUGUGCUGCCUCAUUAACAAGUGUUUAUAAGGACUUCACUGUAAGAUGUAUUACAAAUAUUUAUUAGGCUAUGUUACAAACUGGUGCUUAAAGAAAUGUAGAAGAUGAAGUGCCUUUCUUAUUGCUGAAAUACCUCCAGGCAGCGCUGCUUUUGAAUCCUGCCAAGUGCAGCUGGAUAAGGUUCUUCUCACCCAAAAGCACUACUUUCAUAUUAAUUGUAAAUGCCUUUUUCAGGUCAGUGUCUGGAAAAGAUAGGAUUUGUGUGAGGUCUUGACUCCCUGGAAUGGAUUGCAGUAUCCUCUUCAGUCUGCAUGCUGACAGCUCUUGAUGGCCAAGUGCUUCAGGUAGCUAUCAGUGUUCUGCUGGAUUCAGUGCUUGUUCUUAUCAGUCAGUGGUAAAUUGGAUGGAGGACAAUGAAACAUCUGCUUGCUGGUGUAAAGUGCCAGCCAAGUCGUGGCUGCAUUAUUUGGAAAGAAUGCUGUGGCUAAAUGGCAAAAAGCGUGCUCCAUUAGCUUAGAGGUCAGGUGUUUCCUGCUCCAGGUGAACUGUAUGGAGUCAGGAGUGUCAGUAACAUGGCAGUGCUGUGAGUAUUUUCUGUGAAGUCUGAAAAUUCUGGUUAUCCUUGCAAAACUGCGUUAGCAACAUUUUACAGACUAUUUCCCUGUGUGGUGAUGGUGACAGCGAAGUAGAAAUGGCCUCUAAGUACUUUUCUGGGAGCAACAGGCCAACUUAUUGUUCAGCUUUUUCUAACCUUGUUAUUUUAAACACAAAAUGUUUCAAAUGAUUUAAUCAGGAUCGGAGUCUUCUGAAUGUAGAGACGUGUAAAGUUCUCCAAGACCAGUCAGCUGGAUAGAUGGAAUUCCCCAAAUCAAGUCAGACAAAGACAUGUUUACUCUUCAAGUGAAGUUUGAGCUUGUGAAAAGCAAAGCUACCUGUAGAUGCAGCACCUGUAGCUGUUUAAAAACAAGGCUGUCUUGAGCAGUAGUCAUACUGACAGCUGCAGUGGGUGUGCUUGGGAUGCUGCUCUGCAAACACAAGUCCUCACUCACAGCAGGACCUGGGGAAGCACAGGCUUGGAACGUGGCCACAUAAGCAGCACCUCUCAUGGGGCUGCCUAUAGACUCUGCCUGCCAGCUGCUAAUGGGACACUGGAAAUAAUGGAGUAACUUUCUGCAUUUUACUUUAGAAGUGCACUUGUAAAGCAGUGGCGAGGGCAGCUCAAGCAUCUGGCUGUGGUCUGUAAGCCCUGUUUUCCUUGUGAAAAUUAAACUACAGAGCUUUGUCAGGUCAGCAUGAAUGGAAGCACCUGCUUCUUUUAUAACAUCUGAGGCUGCCAGGGAAGUAAUGGCCCUGUGUUUGCAGUAGUUUGUUACUGGGUGCCUUGGAGAUGCAGGCUGUACUUCGGUGCUGUUGAAAUGUAAGUGACUCACUUGACAGGCAGGUGAGUGAAACACUGCCUGCACUCCCAGAUUCCACUGCUCUGCUUUCAGCUUGCAGCAUCUCCACUGCUCUGAACUGAUGCUUGCAUUCUGAGUCCAUUCUGCUCCAUUUAGUGUCUCACAGUCUGUCUCACACAUUUUGCUGCUCAUGGGAUAUGUAAGUUUUUUUUCUCUGUUAUCAGUCCUAAGUGGAGUAGAAAAUCUCCAGGUGAAGCUGAGCGAAAUGGAGUUGUCAUGUUAGUUCUUUGGAGGAGCAACUGUUCUUCAGAAAGGAGAGAAAACAGCAAAGGCUUCAGAGGCUGGGGUUCUGCUCACCAUGUCUGAGCAUUCCAGUAGUUUAAAUUGGCUUCUGUUACUGGAGCCUUAGUGCAUCUAAGAGCUGGAGUGUCUCAUGCACACCAGGCUCUGAACGUGCUGCUGCUAGCUCAGCUGCACAGAGCUGUGUCAACACUGCUACCACAGGUGUUCUGCUUGCAACAUGACAGUGAGAAGCUGUAGCCAAGUCUUAGCUUGGCUAUGGAGUGUCCAGGGCUGUGUCUCACAGUCAUCCCUGCAGGAAAGUGGUGUUCAGACCAAAGCCCUCCCAAAUCCAUACUCACAGAGCAUGUUUGAGCUGUUUAUCUCUUGUUCCACAGUUGAGAACCAAGCCCCAGUGGGAUGAAACAGACUAUAGAGGAGCUAGAAGCAGAGCUGAGUUCCUUUUGGCAAGGUUUCAGCAGCGUUUUAACAAGCUGUGAUCAAACACUGGUGUGUCACAAGGGCAGGGCAGGCUUAUGGUUCUGGGAGCAGCUCUGCCCUGCUGAGCUACUCCACACAGUUGCAUGUGCAAGACAAAUUGCAAUACUAUGAAACAGUUUAUUGAGGUCUAACUCAGCAGAAAUCCUUGAAGGGGGACUCUGUGUUAUGGAGAGAAGGAAAUGGAUUCUGUAAGUUACUGCAAGAUACAGAGGUAAAAUGUACCUAUCUCCUGUGUUCCACAGCAAACAGGUGUAUGAAGUGGGGCUGUAGGAGGCACCCCAAAGUAGUGUUCCUAACUCUGCUUCCCAUGCUACAAGGCUGAAGCACUUACAACUUCUCUUCUUUGGAGCUUCUUUAGGUUUUUGCAGAAAAGUCCUUGUGGUUGUUUUUCUAGAUAAGAAUGACAUCAGGGAAAUCUUUACUGGACAAAGUAAUUUGAAGAAUUUUGUAACUUCAUUUUUGUAACAUUUUGUAACUUGCAUUUACAAUUCCUUCUGCACCAUUUUUGCUCUCUUGCUGAGGUUGCUGCAGUGCCUACGUUUUCCCCACUGUCAGUUUGCACUUGGCCAAGCGCUGCCUCAGCACAAGCAGCCAAGAGUGUGCAGUAACUUGUUUGGGAGGAACUUCACUUGGGAGAGCCCAGCACUGCGAGCAGGUGCCUGGGAAGAUAAGGAGCAUAUUCUAAUUUUGCAUGCGUGCUCUUGACAGGCAUGCAGCACUGUGCACAGCUGGCCCUGUGCUUGUUUUCCAGAUGCCCCCCCCACACAGCUUGUAGUUUUAUUAAAAAACAAACAAACAAACAAACAAGAGCAAGGCUGUCUCCUUCAGGCUUUCUUGCUGCUUGUGGUCUUGGCUUGCCUGCUGUGAUGUUGCAUAUUGACCCAAAUCGUGGCUGCAAGUAGAGUUGCCCAGGGCUGUCUCAUGGAAAAAGUUUACACUUUGGUUUCUGCAAGGCAAAGACACUUACAGACCCCCAACUUUCCUUCUCUUCAGUGGUUCUGGGGAUCGUUUAGAAAAUUUGUGUAAUAGUGAGAGCAAAGAUGAAGGCUGUGUGCUUUUGUAAAUCAAAGUGUGUAGCAGCACAACUCGUCCCACCUUCGUUGGGCGUAGAACUGGCAGUGAGCAGAGGCUGUAACUGAUGGGGCUGUCAUACAGGUGUGCAGCCCUCAUCUCGAAGGACCCCAGGAGUGCUUUCCUUGCUGGAAGACCACUGGCUUUAUGGUCCUUCCAGAGCUCUCAGGCUCUCAGAAGUGUCAGCGGAGUUACAGUCCUUACUUCUUAUGUGCUAUUUGGUACUUUUAAAAGAUGAACAUUGGUUGGGAAAGGCCCUGUGACCUCAGUGCCACAACUCAAGGCAUUUGGUCCAACAACUGAGGGCUGUCACAGCCUCACGAGGUGUGCUGUGAUCUUCAGGGCUGUGUGUGUGUUUUGUUGCCAUUGCAGCAUUAACUGCUUCGGGCACGGAUCUCUACGUCCUAUCCAGGGGAUGUCUGCUUAUUGGGCUCAGCUUACAGGACUGGGCUCUCCUUGGCCUCAGGAAGCCCGGGAUGGAGUCAGAUGGUGACCUUCGGGCUGCUCACGGCCCCUCUGCCUUUCUGCCCGCCUGCUAUGAAGCACCGCGUUGCAUUUUGAAGUGUUGUUUCUUUCAGGCUGUCACAUACUAGCCUCUGUGCUUCGUGCUGCAACAUUACACGAAGGUUUUUGAGGCUCCGCUGCUGCGUUUGUAAGCUUUAUUUUAAAAUAAACU